AUGAUUGAUGUUGAAGCGGUUUUCAAGAGACGUGUCAUUUAUUUAACAUUUGUUUAUGGUGAUCCUGUUCCUAAGAACCGGGAUUCGGUCUGGGAAAGAUUAUUACGGAUUAGUUUAACUCGGUCAAAUCCUUGGUUUAUGGUUGGGGAUCUAAAUGAAUUAACUGGAAAUCAUGAGAAACGAGGAGGGAAGCUUAGGCCUGCCUCCUCGUUUCUCGCUUUCAAUGGGAUGAUUAGGGACUGUGGUUUCUUGGAUUUUCCCUAUUUGGGGGAUUGUCCGUCCUGGCGGGGAUGGCGUGAUAAGAAACCAAUUCGGUGUCGGUUAGACAGAGCUUUAGGAAAUGAGGAUUGGCAUGAUUUAUUUCCAGACACGGUUACAGAGUAUUUACCUAUGAUUGCUUCUGAUCAUAAGCCUCUUGUGGUUAGCAUUGGGGCGAAGAGGCCGCGGGGGCGUAGGAGCUUCAUGUUUGAUCGCCGUUGGGUGGGUAAACCAGGUUUAAUGGAUGUGAUCUCCUCCGGUUGGUCAGACAAACCGGAUCAGGAUUUUUCCGGGAAAAUUAUUAACUGUAGACGAGAAAUCUCUCGAUGGGGUAAGUCACAGGCUCCGUUUGGACGGGAAUUAAUUGAGGACCUUAAGCGGCAGUUGGAGAUGGCUUAG
Camelina sativa (false flax) is the source of this 657-nucleotide messenger RNA. The record is from RefSeq and is a predicted model, not a curated record. NCBI's taxonomy places the organism in Eukaryota, Viridiplantae, Streptophyta, Magnoliopsida, Brassicales, Brassicaceae.